Molecule: messenger RNA, 10172 nt
Organism: Frankliniella occidentalis (western flower thrips)
Lineage: Eukaryota; Metazoa; Arthropoda; Insecta; Thysanoptera; Thripidae
Gene: rut
Product: Ca(2+)/calmodulin-responsive adenylate cyclase
Exons: 29
Coding region: 938-7507 (2189 amino acids)
Biological process (GO): intracellular signal transduction; cAMP biosynthetic process; adenylate cyclase-activating G protein-coupled receptor signaling pathway
Cellular component (GO): plasma membrane
Molecular function (GO): adenylate cyclase activity
Source: RefSeq, a predicted model, not a curated record
AGGAAGUGGAUUUGGCAUUGCUUCGGGUCUUGUUCGGCGUUUGUUCGGGCCCGAGCCGACUACCGCCCCGCCCGCAGCCAGCCAGCCACAGCAGCCAGCCAGCCAGCCAGCCCAGCAGUCAGUCAGCAGCCUGCAGGACUGCACCGCAGCGGAUCGGCACCGCACUGAAUCGAACCGACGCGAGGUCCGCUUGGAAAACCGGACAGUGUGUUGUGUUGUCGGCCUACAAGUCAUAACAAAAGUUUUCUACCCAAGUUCAAGCCGAAUUAAACCUUAAACCUUGCCGAGCGGAGCAGGAGAUGUAGCAGACGAAGUCGUUGACUACCUAUUAAAUGGGAAUUUUAGAAAAGAAGACAAAGAGAAUGAAGUUACGACUUGUGUGUACCCACAACCCCUUCUUUGUGCUCAAAGGAUUCCAGUAUUCUUGUUAAAAACAACCUAAUUUUUAAAAACCAAUGUAGGGUUGUGGGAACCACACUUGAAAUAGCCGUUUCAUUUUUUUAUAUUAAAAAAAAAACUACUAACUUACUGAGGGGAAAAAAAGCUGCAUUUUAAAAUCAUAGUGCGUGAAGUGAAUUGUGCUUAUUUCGGUUGUGAGCAAAGGAUACGUACCAACGACCGGAUUUUUUAUUUGGAUACCAUCACAACACUCAACGUACCCUAAGAGUUUGGGGUGCCGUGCGACGUGGACCGCUUGUGUGGCGCUCGAGAACAUGACGAACCUGCGUGGGGGCCCCGCACUCGCCAGGAGUGGUGAAGUCUGAUCAGUAGACCGACGGAAGGCGAGGGGAACCGAAGGAUUCUUUCAGCAAUGUAUGUCAGAUAGCAUGGAUUUCCCACUCCCCAGGAAGUUAGGGAGGGAACUACUUGAAUUUGAAAUCAAUCAAACUUAAAGAAAAGCAAGAGGGCGCCUUGGGGCGCCUUUUAAUUUACAACCAUGGACCACAGUGUGAAGGCAAUGGACUCGCACAGCAGGCUCUCAAUUGCACGCUUGCUUAAUAGACACAGGUUUGAGAAUGACGAGUUGGAAAGAUUAUACCGCCGCUAUACCUAUAAGCUUCAACAUUCAUCGGUUUCAAGUGUUGUUGGAUUAUUUAUCAUUCUUACUUUCGUCUUGGCUACAAUCAGUUUGGCUUACGUUCAUGCGCCGUCCGUACAAAACGUGUACCAUGGUGUCCACUGUUUGUUGUUUGUUUUGCUGCUGGCUUUUCUCAGAACGAAACUCAUGCAGGAUGCGUACUUGGUUUGGGUUUGUUACGCUGUUCUCUUCUUUUGUGUAACAUUUUGUGGAGUCUGGCUGCCAUUCGGUCCACUGCCAGAGCACGCUGGCACGGCGCUUUCGACGUCUGUGGGGGGAGGGGGUCUCCGCGUGGACACCCGCCGGGUGGUCGCAGAGGGGGUGUGGCAGGUGGUCUUUGUCACCUUCCUUGCCUACGCCAUGAUGCCUCUCAAGACUUGGGUGUCAACUGCGUUUGGACUGAUAUUGUCGGUGACGCACGUCGCCGUGUCGGCGUCGUUUGCCAGGGAAUUUCCACACCUACUAUGGCAACAGGUUUCUGCAAAUAUCAUUAUCUUUAUUUGUGUGAAUGUGGUUGGAUUGUUCGUCCACAACCUCAUGGAGCAUGCACAACGGAAAGCAUUUCUAGAUACACGAAAUUGCAUAGCUGCUCGUCUUGAAAUGGAAGAUGAGAAUGAAAAACUUGAGCGACUUCUAUUGUCAGUCUUGCCACAGCACGUUGCUGUGGAAAUGAAAAAGGAUAUAAUGAGCCCUAUUGAGGGCCAGUUUCAUAGAAUUUACAUUCAGAGGCAUGAAAAUGUCAGUAUUUUAUUUGCUGAUAUUGUUGGUUUCACUGUUUUGGCCUCACAGUGCACAGCUCAGGAUUUAGUUCGACUUUUGAAUGAAUUAUUUGGACGAUUUGAUCAAUUAGCCAAUGAUAACCAUUGUCUUCGGAUAAAGAUCCUUGGAGACUGUUAUUACUGUGUAUCUGGUUUACCUGAACCUCGCUCAGACCAUGCCCAUUGUGCUGUUGAAAUGGGCUUAGAUAUGAUUGAUGCAAUUGCGUCAGUAGUUGAAGCAACUGAUGUUCAAUUGAAUAUGCGUGUUGGAAUUCACACCGGAAGAGUAUUAUGUGGUGUAUUAGGCUUAAAGAAAUGGCAGUAUGAUGUCUGGUCAAAUGAUGUAACAAUAGCCAAUAACAUGGAGGCUGGUGGAGAAGCUGGACGAGUACACAUCACCCAAGCAUCACUGGACUGUUUGGCUGGACAAUAUGAAGUAGAGGAUGGCAGAGGAGGAGAAAGAAAUCAGUACCUUCAUGACAACCAAGUUAAAACAUACUUCAUUGUACCUCCUGAAAGACGAAAAAAGCCAUUAUUGUUCAACACUCUCCAGGUGCGGUCUGCUCUGGGCGCAGCUCAGCGGAAGAAACUGUCUUUCCGAAAUGUCUCCAAUGUGGUCGUACAGCUGUUGCAUACCAUAAAAUUUUCGAUGGAGGUUCCCUUCUCGAAUAUGGCGGCAGGCGGGGGUCCAGGAGAGCUGAAAGUGAAUGCAGCGCGUAAGGUCCUAGACCUGCAGAGGGCCUUACAUGCUGACCCCUCUGCUGCGGGAGGUCGAGCGUUCGGAGGCUCCAACACACUUGACCUCAGAGACAUUGGUGGAAAGAAAAAGGUUACUGAAAAGUUUAAAAGACCUUUCAAGAAGAGACAUUCUAGUGUUUAUCAUCAACCAUCAAAUCGAGUAAAUAAGUAUCUUGCUCAAGCAAUUGAUGCACGCAGUGUGGAUAGAGAGAAGUCAAUUCAUGUCAAUUUGUUGACAUUGUACUUCAAAGACUCUGCCAAGGAACAUCUUUACCACAAAGAUGUUGAUCUUGGAUUCUCAAGUGGACUGGCGUGUGGGCUUGUACUCCUCUUACUUCUUGGUGCCCUUCAAAUUGCUGUCCUUCCAAGGACAUUGAUUGUGCUGCUUCUCUUCCUCCUGACAUUUGUCUGGAUCUCUGUUGUAUUAAUGUUACUGUUAGCAGUUCGCCUCCGAUGGAUCACUCAUAGACUAGACAUCUCUCGUAGCUUUGUGUUACGGGUUGCUAUCACUGUAUUUACAAUUGUAUUGGUAUACUCUGUGGCUCAGGCUAAUGCUUUUACCUGCCAUUACGAUGCUCCCUGCAUCCUCCAUUCCUCUGCCAAUGUUACUUUAGAAAAUGGAGGACUGACAGCAGUGGGAUUAGGCAGUGCUGUGGGACUGGAUAGAAAUCACCGUGCUUGCCCAAUACCACACUACAUUGCGCUCUCAUGUUCUCUGGGUUGUCUGGCAGUUGCGCUAUUCUUACGGUUACCCAUUAUGAUCAAGGGAGUACUGUUAUCUCUGAUGGGAUUGAUUUACAUGCUGCUUGUAGUACUGUCCCAUCCAGAAGUAUUUACAUGCUAUGAUCAAAGAGUUCAUGCUGUGAUCCCUCAAGACCAACUUAGCAUUGUGUAUGUGUUCAUGUUUCUAUUCGCUGUUAUUAUUCAUGGAAGACAAAUUGAAUGGACUGCAAGACUCGACUUCCUCUGGCAAAUUCAGGCCAAUGAAGAAAAAGGAGAGAUGGAUGCAUUGCAAAGUAGCAAUAGGCGAAUUUUAUUUAACCUACUUCCUGAUCAUGUUGCCCUACACUUUUUAAACAAUCAGCUGCGUAGCAAUAUGAGCACUCUGUCUCAGGAGCUGUACCAUCAGAGCUACUCCCGUGUGGGUGUUGUCUUUGCAUCCAUCACCAACUAUCACGAAUUCUAUAUAGAGCUUGAUGGAAACAAUCAAGGAAUGGAAUGUCUUCGCCUUUUAAAUGAAAUAAUUGCCGAUUUUGAUCAGUUAUUGGAAGAUCCACGCUUUAAAGCUAUUGACAAGAUUAAAACAGUGGGCUCAACUUAUAUGGCAGCUGUUGGUCUUUUACCUGAGCACCGCAUUUUAGAUGAUGAUGAGGAAUCAAGUGCUGGUCUACAUAUGGGCUCUCUCGUUGAAUUUGUGUUUGCUAUGCGUGAUACUCUUUUAAACAUCAAUAAUAAUUCAUUCAAUAACUUCAAGCUGAGAGUUGGUAUCAAUGUUGGUCCAGUUGUUGCGGGAGUUAUUGGUGCUAGGAAACCUCAGUAUGAUAUUUGGGGCAAUACUGUAAAUGUUGCAAGCCGUAUGGAUUCUACUGGGGAACCUGAUCGAACUCAGGUCACUGAGGAGGUUUUCCAAAUACUGCGUAAUCAGCCUUAUCAGUUCCAAUGUCGUGGUGUAGUGAAAGUUAAAGGAAAAGGAGAUAUGACAACUUAUUUCCUCAAUGAUAGGAAACCCCCAGGAACUAUUCGUAUUGAUGAAUUACCAGGUCUCCGAGGGCAAGCUGGGUUAGUGGCCAAUAUGUAUGGUGGAGUUGCUACACCUCUUGCCCUCUUACAUCAAAUUCAAGGUGACAUAUCUCGUGGUAAAUGUCAUAGAAGAGAUGAUGCUAAUGUCAUGCUCCCUAAUUGUUACCGCAACAAUUCUCGCCUCCCACCACUUCGAGAGGCUAUUCAAGGAUCGGGUAGUAGAAAUGGAAGUGUAGGGGGCAAUGGUGGCCCAGAAAAUGGUUUUGGGAAUGCUGAAAAUGAACCUUUAUUGCCUGAUCCAAAAUUUGGUCACAACUAUCAGCAACCCAUGAAAAUGCCUGGUUCUUACCCUAAUAACCAUCACAACCAUCAAAGUAGUAGUGCAAGCCAUAUGAAUCAUAUGAAUCAUGUUAGUCAUGUCAAUGGAAGGGCCAAAAGAUCUUCUCUAGAGCGAGAGCGAGAAGCAGCAGAUGUCAUGGCUCAUCAUGGACAACCACCCCCACUGCCACCUCAUAAAGGAAUUUCUCACAUGCAAUUUCCCUCUGCCCCUAGUGCAUCUGUACUGACUCCAGCAAAGAGACAUCAACAACCUCACCAGGAACCAGCAAGAUAUACUCCUCCCUGGCCAAGAGGAAGUGAUUCCAGCAGUUCUGGUCGUCAUCUUUUCACCAGCAACUCAAAUCACACUAAUAACAACCAUGGCAAUAAUGUGGCUUCUAAUGACAUCUUAAGCAAACCAUAUGUGAAGCCUCUUCCUCGACCACCUGGUAAAGAUGGAAGACACCAUCGCAGCAGGGGACACAAUUCUCACAGUAACAGUGGGAAUGCCCCUCCCUUACCUCCUCACCAGGGAAUUCACCCAGCAUUAAGAAGUGAUCGUGAACGUGUAACUGCUGAAGAAAUCAAUCCCCGUUCAAAGCAUAGGCCAACUCACAAUCCCCCUCAGUUGCAGAGGCAUUAUUCAGAUGAGAGCUUGCAAGGUACAUCUGCUAUUGCAAAUGGGUUUUACUUCCCCAGCCCUGCUGCUCACAGAAUUCACUCUUCAGCUGAUGAGAUUAGCUCACUCAACCACUCACCAAGUAUUAGUUCAUCUGAUGAAAGCUACAGUCGAACAACUGAUGCUAGCCCUUCUCCAUCUCCUCCACCUGGCAAUCCAGGAUUAAGUAGUGAACCUCCAGAAAGGUGGCUUUAUCCAUCUGACAUCCAAGUAAAUCCUUGUUCUUCACCUGAGCACUCACCAAGAGCUGCUCACGAUUACAUUCCUCCUCAGUGUCUUAUAUCAAGCAGUCAGAAUAAUAAUUCUGAUGAAGGUAGAGGUGCUUCUCGAGGCUCUGGAGGUAGGCGUGAAUGGAACGCCUCUCCUCAAAGACACCGAAGUAAUGGAUCAUCUGGUGCCAGACGAAAAGCUGGCGAUAAAUUACAUCCAGCCACACUAUUAGCCUUAGCCCAGGGAGCUGUUGAUUCAUCCUGUGUAUCUAGUCCUCUACCCCCACUCUUAGAUGGCGACGAUUCAUAUAGGGGAGACAGUUGUGGCAGUUUUGAGUAUAUUGGAAGGCAAGAAGCACUGCGACAUGCUAUAGAAUCAAAACAACCAAGUAGAGCAAUGAAAAAGACAUUAUCUCCUUUGAAUGUAGAAAAUGGUGUUCGAAAUGGCUUUUCAGAUGAUCAUGGAUCGCCUGAUGAAAGCAGGAGAACCCCUAGUAAAUUGAGCCUGCCCAAACAUUCUCCUAACGUUGAAGGUUCUGAGAGAGAAUCAGAAAACAAUGAAGAAAAUCACUCUCACUCCCACUCAAGAUCCACGUCUAGUGGCAAAUCAUCAAAGAAAGAUGGCUUUAGUCAAACUGAUCGAAAGGAUGUUGGAGGUUCUGGCCGCCAUCACAAUCAUCAUCAUAACCAUCAUGGACAUCAUGGACACCAUCACCGUAAAGAUACUACUGAUGGAGCUGGAGAUGGACACCCUAUUGAAUCUCGCCGAGGUCAUCAAACUCGGGCUGAAUUUGAACGUGAAAUUCAAAAACGGUUAGACGAUCCCAAACUGCUUAGGAAUUCCAGUCAAGAAGAGGCUCACUCUAUUACAAGUCCAACAAUAGUGAAUGAGUUAGGUGUAGCAUCACUCAAGAAACAUCAGCAGCAAGUCAACAACUCACCUGCUGGAAUGCUGGGCAGGUAUGUAGCUGAGGCUCCUUUGCCUACUUCUGCCCCUAGUAGUGCCAACAGUACGUUGGCCCAGACACACCACGUUGGCUUAGCAGCCAUACAGGAGCUGGCCAGGCGUCAAGCAGAGGAACUGGAAUUGGAAGAAUUGGCUUCGCCCAAACCCACUGCAUCACCUGCUCCUAUUCUUGCCUUAGGGUCUAAAAGCCCCCUUCAAGAAAAAAUGACUCUUGUUGGUGACCCUGAUGACUCUGAGAGCUCCACUAUAACAGGACUCAGGCUGAGUGCGGACCUCACCUCUCCCCCAAGGAAUCCCAGUGGUGAAACUGUUAAUGAAGGACAAGAAGAAAGGAAGAAAGAUACAGAGAUCCAAGAGAAUAAUGUUAAUGAAGAGGAUAUUGAUGAGAUUGAAAGCUUUGAACGAGAAGAACAACGAAUACAAGAAGAAGUUGAAAGACAGGAGGCUGCUGUUAAGCGAAUGCUUGAAGAGAGUGCCAAGUGUGUUGAGAGGGGUAUUUUCACUACAAAUGGGGCUGGAGGGGAGACAAGUCAAUCUGAAUGGAGUGAGGAUGAUGAUGAAGAAGAUGAAGAUGAUGAUGAUGAUGAAGAUGAAGAUGAUGAAAACGCAGCUUCAGAACCUUUGCUUAAUGACCGAGAAUCCACUGGUUAUACAACUGAUGACCCAGCCUUAGAAAAUGUUUCCAUGUUGAAUGAAACAGGACUAACAGAUGCUGAAGGUGCAUUGAGUGAUGUUAAUUCUGCCUGUGAUGGCCAUGACGACAUGCAUGAUGGAGAUGAUAAUACUAGUCUUUCAUCGCGGGCCUCUUCACGUGUGUUUGACUCUGAUGCUCUCAUGAGUCUGGAUUCUAUGAGUGUAUUGUACGACUCUGAAUAUGAUAAUUGCUGCAGAACCGAUGAUGACCUAGGAAUUCCCCCCACACCAAUGCAGCACAUUCAUGCCGCUAGUAUAAGAUCUGUUUCGCAGAGUAUCAUGCGUAAUUUUGGACAGCCUCGUAGUGAGACUGAUAGUGAUGUGUGAAUUAUGUCAAAUAUUUUAAAUAAUAUGCUCUCUUUGAAGAGAUGAUAUCUACAUUGAGCAUUCUUGUAAGAGGCUCAUUUCGAUGUGAUAGUUUGAUUGUAUUUUAAUCUAGUGCCAUUCCGCAAGUUAUAAAUGUCUAGCAAUUCUCAAUUUUGAAAUAAUUUUCUUGCGGAUUAUAUUACGGUGAGUUUGCUUUCCACCAUGAAAUCAAGUUUAAGUUUGUCAAUUAUUAGGUCUGACACUCACUCAUGUAAGAAAACAGAUGAAGGAAAUUGUUGCUAGUGAUUGUUGACCGUAGCUUGUUUUUUUACUUCAGAUGUAGUGCACAGGCCAAUUCUUAAUUUUGUUGUGAUGAUUAUUCAGUAUUUUUUGUAUGAGAUGGCAUUAGUUUAAUACCUGAACCAUUUCUCUAUUUUAAUUUUCUUUUGUUUGUCCAUCAAACUAGAUGGAAGGAUAAUUUUUAUUUUGUUCUUGUUUUCUUUUUCUUUUUAAAUAAGAAUCUAAUGUGUUUUUAACAAAUUUUUUUCUAUCAGGAUCUUAUAUUGACAUUAUUUUCAUAUGUGUUUCAAUUUUAAAUGUACUUUAUGAAAGAACAUGCUUCUUUUGUAGUGAUUCUAGUCUGUUUUUUUUCUUCUUCUAAUCAUGGGCAUUCUAUACUCAUUCUGUGAAUUGGGUUCAUCUAUGUGGUAUACUGCUUCUGCAUACACUGGGAUAUUUUCUUGCCAUUGAUUACAGUACAUUGUGAGGCCUGUUUUAUGUACAACAAUUUUAAAGAACCAGUUUUUGGGAGCGCUGUUAAUGAAGGUAGGACUCUAUUUUUAAUCUUUAUUUUUUAAUCAGAGAUGUAAGGUGCUCUGUCCUAAUACAUAUGUUCACAUUCUGAAUACCAUGUUCUAAUUCCCAUUUUAGUUUUUUUUUCUAGAGGCUUUCUAUCCUUUAAGAGUUUUCUUUUUGUUAAACAGAGAGUAAUGUUUUUUGUCUCUUUUACUCAUAACCACAAUGCCAAAGCAUUUUGUUGAUAUGUACCUCAAGUAACCUCAGCUUGUGUAGCCUUUUUCAAAACCCAGGAACUUAGUUUCAGUUUCCUGUAUGUACAUUUGUAAUUACUCAUGUUAAUAUGUACAUGAACAAAUAUGUGAUGGAUUUUAUUGGACCUAAUUGUAAUCAUUGUUCAGAUUUUUGUUUGCAGUUUCAUGUAAUUUUAAUCGAAGAUUUUUGUUUGCUGGAUGGAUUUUAGAGACUAUCUGUAGACUUAAUUGAUAAAAAGUAUGUCCAUUGAAUACAAGUCCAAAGUAAAAAGAUUCUUGGUCCACGUUUGUUUCAAAUUUGGCUACUGCAUCCAUUGAAAUUUCAUACCGAUGGUUUGAUGAAUUUAUCUAUCUAGCCCCGCUACUAACCUUAAUUGCCAAACUGUAGGACCAGAGGUCGCACCAUGUCAAUUAUAUAUUAAUGAAAAGGUGCUUGGCUUACUAAGAGUAGGUACAAGACAGUUUGUCCUGAACUCCCCUGCCCCCCUUUUUCAAAAAAAUCGCUCCUGCAGUUUACCAGAAUCUCUAGGUAAUAAACUUUGGAAGUUAAGUUAAAGCACUGAUAUUUAUUAUCUUAGUCAAGUAAGUCUUGCUUGAUUGUAUGAGACUAAUCUCCAUAGUGUACUGCUUUCAGAGACUGAGGAGGAACAAAUCUUUGCUAGUAAGUAUUUUUUAAGAAAAUCUCAUGUGGCCUGUUUUUGAAGUGAGCUUUUGCUCACACUCUGAGGGUUCUUCAAUAUUGAAUGAACCUUUCUGUUAAGUCCAUCUGCUUGACCGUCUUGUUUUACCAACUUUUUUUGUUAAAUGAACAUAACUGUCAUUUGGGAUCAGUCUACCAAUAGUGUUUACCAUGAUAAGAAAAGUAUGUUAUUGCCAAAUUCUUUCACAUCUGGAAAACUUUGGAUUAGUCUUUUGCAUUGAUAACUUGAAAUGGUAAGGUUUCCUGACUGUAAGAUUUUAUCAAACUGAAAGGGUGUUGUUUUGUCAGUAAAAUGCUCUAUUUUGAGCUUUUUUAAACAUUGUUUCUGAAGGCAAUGUGUAGCUAGCAUGUUUGGUAAUUUUAGAAUGCUUUUUUUAUUUGUCUGUAUGUUUAAACUACAAAUUCUCUCCUUUUUUUUUAAUCUGUCAAUUUUUUAUUUUUUUUUAAAUGAACUGUAAUAUUAAAUUUGUUUUUAUUCAAGGAUAGCAGAUUUGCACCUGACUAAUCCAUGUGAAAUGUAUGAAACAGUGUUGGUGACAUGUCUAUCAAAUACAGCCCAUCAGUAUUUCCAGUUUUAAUUUUGACAUCUCUAAGAAAAUAAUUGUUUAUACUUGACGUAAAGUUUUGUGUUGUGACUGUUUGAGAGGUGGCUACUUUUUGACUACGAAAUGUUCAUCCCAUUGACUUAAUGAAAAUAUUUCUCUAUGUUUUGCUUGGUUUACUUCUAAUGCAAUUUGUAUUCACUCUCUGUUUCUCAUUACAUUUACAGUGUUGUCCAUUUGUAGAUGUUAUAAACGCAUAAUAUUGAGAGAAAUGUUUAUGUGUUGUUUGCACUGAGGCUGUUAGUUAUCUGUAAAUGCUCGGUUUAGUUCUCAAUUUGUAGCUAUGUACAUAAGUGUGGCUAUGCUCUGCCAAGAAUAAAGUUGAUAACUAAUUA